AUGCCUCCAAAGUUUGAUCCAAAUGAAGUUAAGUACUUGUACUUGAGAGCUGUCGGUGGUGAAAUUGGUGCUUCCGCUGCUCUAGCUCCAAAGAUUGGUCCUUUGGGUUUGUCCCCAAAGAAGGUCGGUGAAGAUAUCGCCAAGGCCACCAAGGACUUCAAGGGUAUCAAGGUUACUGUGCAACUAAAGAUCCAGAACAGACAAGCUACUGCUUCUGUUGUUCCAUCUGCUUCUUCUUUGGUGAUCACUGCUUUGAAGGAGCCACCAAGAGACAGAAAGAAGGAGAAGAACGUCAAGCACAGCGGUAACAUCGCAUUGGAUGAGAUCAUUGAGAUCGCCAAGCAAAUGAAGGAGAAAUCUUUCGGUAAGAACUUGGCUUCUGUUACUAAGGAAAUCCUGGGUACUGCUCAAUCCGUUGGCUGCCGUGUCGACUUCAAGAACCCACAUGACAUCAUUGACGCCAUCAACGCUGGUGAAAUUGAAAUUCCAGAAAACUAA
This is a messenger RNA of Torulaspora globosa, 498 nucleotides long. It is a transcript of the gene RPL12B, whose product is annotated as 60S ribosomal protein uL11. Bases 1 to 498 code for a protein of 165 amino acids. The transcript has a single exon. The record is from RefSeq and is a predicted model, not a curated record. Gene Ontology annotation, biological process: translation. Lineage: Eukaryota; Fungi; Ascomycota; Saccharomycetes; Saccharomycetales; Saccharomycetaceae. Gene Ontology annotation, cellular component: ribosome; cytosolic large ribosomal subunit. Gene Ontology annotation, molecular function: large ribosomal subunit rRNA binding; structural constituent of ribosome.